UAAGAACGGCAUCAUUAAUGCUAGCCUCAACGAAACCUAUAUUUGUCUCAUCCCAAAGAAAGUGGAUGCUCGGAAGGUAGGAGAUUAUCGGCCCAUUAGCCUCAUUUCUUGCCUCUACAAGAUUAUAGCUAGAGUUCUCUCAGAAAGGAUGAAGAGUUUACUGCCACAUACUAUUACCAAGGAACAAUCUGCAUUUGUGGCCGGAAGACAAAUCCUAGACGCCUCCCUAAUUGCUAACGAAAUUAUUGAGGAUUGGGAUAGAAAAAAGAGAAAAGGAGUGGUUAUCAAACUUGAUAUUGAGAAGGCUUUUGACAAAGUGGAUUGGGACUUCCUUGAUGAAGUUCUUGCAGCCAAGGGUUUCAGACACACAUGGAGAAAAUGGAUUUGGGGGUGUAUCUCAACAACAAAUUUCUCAAUCAUUAUAAAUGGUCGUCCUCGGGGUAAACGUACUGCUUCUAGGGGCCUCCGUCAAGGUUUUGAUGUGGGAAACAACUCUUUGGCCAUUCAUCAUCUACAAUUUGCGGAUGACACCAUCCUUUUAUCCCCAUAUGAUAAUCUCUCCCUCACAAACAUGUUCAACAUCAUUAGGCUUUUUGAGGAGGCAACGGGAUUAAACAUAAAUCACUAAAAGUCAGAAAUUUUGGGGAUAAAUCUUGGAGAGGAUGAACUGACAGCUCUUCAAUCCAAAUUUGCUUGUAAAUUGGGGACUUGGCCGACCACAUACCUUGGACUACCCCUUCAUGGUAGGCACCAAUCUCUCUCUUUUUGGGACCCAAUGAUUGAGAAAAUUCAGAAACGUCUCCUAUCAUGGAAAUCCUCCUAUCUCUCCAAAGGCGGUAGACAUACUCUCAUCCAAGACACUUUAUCGAACCUUCCUACUUACUA
Momordica charantia (bitter melon) is the source of this 885-nucleotide messenger RNA. The record is from RefSeq and is a predicted model, not a curated record. NCBI's taxonomy places the organism in Eukaryota, Viridiplantae, Streptophyta, Magnoliopsida, Cucurbitales, Cucurbitaceae.